AUGAUCACAGUGUACCUCGAUCUACCUUCAACCGCAACUGGGAAUCUAAUUGCAAGCAGCGCCAGCGGCGCCAGUGUGGAAAGGAUAUACGGUCAAGACGUUUCCGCAAACGCAGUGGCAUUCGGCCGGAAUGCGAGGGAUGCCUCCGCCCCAUGCCAAGCGACAACUCCGCCACCCUGUGCAGCAGCGACGACAACGCCGCCACCCGUAGUAACAAAGCCGCCAUGUUCUGGAGAGGAUGAAACCACGACAACCACCACUACAACAACUACCACAACACCCAAGACAACUACAAGCACUACGACAACCACAACAACAACAACCACGACUACAACAACCACGACGACUACAACAACCACGACAACUACAACCACUACAACAACAACCACUUGCUCGCCAUCAACCACCACUACAACAACUACCACAACAACCACGACCACUACAACAACCACCACGACAACAACAACCACUACAACUACAACCACGACAACAACAACCACGACAACAACCACAACCACGUCAACAACCACUACUACAACGACUUGCGCGCCAUCAACCACCACUACAACAACUACCACAACAACCACGACCACUACGACAACCACCACGACAACAACAACUACGACAACAACAACGACGACAACCACCACUACUACAACCACCACUACGACAACCACCACUACUACAACCACACCAACAACGACAACUACAACUACUUGCUCGACAACAACAACCACGACGACAACCACUACAACAACAACCACGACUACAACAACCACUACAACAACCACGACAACAACAACCACUACAACAACAACCACGACUACAACAACCACUACAACAACAACGACGACUACAACAACCACGACAACUACAACCACUACAACAACAACCACUUGCUCGCCAUCAACCACCACUACAACAACUACCACAACAACCACGACCACUACGACAACCACCACGACAACAACAACUACGACAACAACAACGACGACAACCACCACUACUACAACCACCACUACGACAACCACCACUACUACCACAACACCAACAACGACAACUACAACUACUUGCUCGACAACAACAACCACGACGACAACCACCACUACAACAACCACGACAACAACAACCACUACAACAACAACCACGACUACAACAACCACUACAACAACAACGACGACUACAACAACCACGACAACUACAACCACUACAACAACAACCACUUGCUCGCCAUCAACCACCACUACAACAACUACCACAACAACCACGACCACUACGACAACUACCACGACCACUACGACAACCACCACGACAACAACAACCACUACAACUACAACCACGACAACAACAACCACGACAACAACCACUACUACAACGACUUGCUCGCCAUCAACCACCACUACAACAACUACCACAACAACCACGACCACUACGACAACCACCACGACAACAACAACUACGACAACAACAACGACGACAACCACCACUACUACAACCACCACUACGACAACCACCACUACUACAACCACACCAACAACGACAACUACAACUACUUGCUCGACAACAACAACCACGACGACAACCACUACAACAACAACCACGACUACAACAACCACGACUACAACAACCACGACAACAACAACCACGACGACGACAACAACCACGACGACAACCACCACUACUACCACAACACCAACAACGACAACUACAACUACUUGCUCGACAACAACAACCACGACGACAACCACGACAACAACAACCACUACAACAACAACCACGACUACAACAACCACUACAACAACAACGACGACUACAACAACCACGACAACUACAACCACUACAACAACAACCACUUGCUCGCCAUCAACCACCACUACAACAACUACCACAACAACCACGACCACUACGACAACUACCACGACCACUACGACAACCACCACGACAACAACAACCACUACAACUACAACCACGACAACAACAACCACGACAACAACCACUACUACAACGACUUGCUCGCCAUCAACUACCACAACAACCACGACCACUACGACAACCACCACGACAACAACAACUACGACAACAACAACGACGACAACCACCACUACUACAACCACCACUACGACAACCACCACUACUACAACCACACCAACAACGACAACUACAACUACUUGCUCGACAACAACAACCACGACGACAACCACUGCCUCAAAGGUCGUCGCGUCGUCCCAAUCCAACCGUAAUCCCAUUCGCCGACCCAACGCCAGACCUCUCUGGGAAGUGGCCGCCCAUCAGCAGUCGGCGGGCACCAAUUCGCUUGACAAAGCACUUCAGGUGUCCUGCGCCGGAAAACCCGAUGGCUUCCUCAUGGCAUCGCCGGCACGCUGCAACGACUAUUACAUCUGCCGUCACCAACGCGCCCUGAAGGUCAGCUGCGGUGACAAAUACUUCAAUGCACUGAAGGGCAUCUGUGAUCUGCCCGAGAACACAAGCUGUGUUCAAUCCUAA
Messenger RNA from Drosophila persimilis, 2505 nucleotides. RefSeq names its product mucin-5AC. The record is from RefSeq and is a predicted model, not a curated record. Gene Ontology annotation, molecular function: chitin binding. The coding region runs from base 1 to 2505 and encodes 834 amino acids. Gene Ontology annotation, cellular component: extracellular region. NCBI's taxonomy places the organism in Eukaryota, Metazoa, Arthropoda, Insecta, Diptera, Drosophilidae. The transcript has 3 exons.